AUGGUCCUGGAAUGCUUCAGAGGUGUCAUCGAACAAAUCCGUCGUCGCCUUAGACCUCAUCGAGUGGCUCCGGGAGGCGAUGCGAUGAUGGCCGCCUACAGAGCCGAAUUCAGGCAGUUUGGCCCAAUGGAUCAACCACGUGGAAUCGAUGAGAAUGGGCGCUAUGUUGGGGAACCUGAGGAUGCUGUCGACAACAGACUUGCCGAGGUUGGAAUGGAAGAAGAAAUCGUAGGGCGUAGGGCGUGUAAGUUAGCUACAGCUUUUAAACUUUCAAUGGACGUAUAUGAGGACAUGUGCAACACAUAUGCACAAUAUUGGGUCGCUGCUCCGAGUUACUGUAGUACGAUGUUCUUCCACCACGAAUUGGCCCCGAUCGAGGAGGAAGAUUCCUUCGAGAUCGACGAGCUCAUGGAGCAAGGUGGACACGUGGAGCCGGCUGCCGAUACAAUUCCUCCUGCCGGUCACACAAUUGUCAAAAUCAUGCCGGUCGUCAAGAACGUCAUCCUCCCCACUGGCAACAAAUGGGAUUAUGAGGAGUGGACGACCGCUGACAUCUUGGACUGGCUCCAAAAAUUCCAUCAGGACCGAGACCUGACCGACAUCGUCGUCCAAAAAGGAAUCAAUGGAUCCCACCUCUACCGCUGCUUCCUCGAUCGGGCAUCCAGCAUGGCCUGGUGCCAGGAGGCCAAGAUCAGCCCCGGCACGGCUAUGAAGAUCCGGAUGACUCUUGGAAGAGUCCACAACAUCAUCUGCGGGUAUGAGCAGUAUGAUGGGAACUGA
Molecule: messenger RNA, 780 nt
Organism: Caenorhabditis remanei
Lineage: Eukaryota; Metazoa; Nematoda; Chromadorea; Rhabditida; Rhabditidae
Exons: 6
Coding region: 1-780 (259 amino acids)
Source: RefSeq, a predicted model, not a curated record